AUGAAGACAUUUAAUAUUUUGUCGUGGAUGGGAUUGGUCGCUGUUGUCGCAAGUGAGGGUCUUCUUCCGCCACGCGGGCCUCUCUUGAACAUCUCAGCCCUUCACAUUUCCAGGAGGAACGCCAUUCCAAUCGACUUUGCUGCCUUUAACCCCGCGGACCCCGGCUUCCUCGUCCAUACCUCGGCAAUCAGUGAUGAAGAGUAUGAAAAGGCGGUAUGUCGAGGCCAGAAACUCUUCCUCGCGAUGACUAGAGAUGGCAACCAAGGCACACGUUACAUCGAUCCGCUAAACAGCCCUUGGGACGGCAACCUCGAGAAAGAGGGCUUGACCUGGGUAAAAUCUCUCAUGUACGAACCGCGUGCCUGGGAUCUGUGGACGGACGAGGACUCUUGGUGCGCCUUCGGUCACCAAGGGAUGACAACCGCUUUCAAAGCUCUCAGCAUCAGCGAUAAGUCGCUCGACGACGGAGGGGACAAUCAGUGUUUCAGCGCCUUCCACUACAACAGUCCGGCCGUUCUCUUUGAUCCAAAAGAUCCCUUCUACCUGGAUGACCCGGAUCAUCGGAUGUUGCCAAUCGACAAACAAUACUAUCUUGAUCCAUCGGGCAAGAGGCAGCGGUGCACAUGUUCCACGUACACGUUUGGCGUCAAUCCCAAGGCGGGCGUACUCUCCUUCGUCUCGCGCAGUAGUCCCUUCGAAACCGCAAAGAUGCUCUGGAAAUACACCCCACAAACCUCUGAGCUACCCGAACUGCGCGCCAGCUCUGACUUCGCAUGGGGCCUCUGGAAUAAGAUACGCGGUAAAGAUAACCUCGGUGACAUCCGCAAGAUUUUCAGCCUGUACAUCUCGAACAAAGAGACUCAAUCUAUCAUCGAUAGAGCCCUCGCUAAACAGGACAUCAAAGAGCCGAAAAAAUGGCCAGGAACGGAGAUUGAUCCAAAGUCGGAGGAAGGACUGGCGAUCAUCGGUUCCGCCAACGGCCGAGCCGCAGGUUACUUUCUUGCGCAACAUAAGCGCCAAUUGGGCAAAAACAAGUACAUCUCCAAGAUCAACGUCUUCCUGACCGAUAAGGAAAACCCAAUGAGGAAUAUUCUCUUUUAUGUUAACGAUGUGCCCUCGCCACCGCCGGACAUGUCGGAGCCGGAAGACAAGGACAAGGGCAAGGAUAAGGGCACUGGAUUGGUGGAGUCGACCCUUGUUGAUGGGGAUAGUGAUGGGACAAGCCUUGUAAGACGUCAUGUGGUUCUUGCAGGUCGCUGAAGUUAGCUAUACGGAGGCCACUGUUUGGUGCUGCGCUUGGAGUAGAUGGUUUCGUAUACAUGAAGGAAACGAUUAGACUGCUUUACAACAUUAAUAUAAAC
Molecule: messenger RNA, 1361 nt
Organism: Alternaria rosae
Lineage: Eukaryota; Fungi; Ascomycota; Dothideomycetes; Pleosporales; Pleosporaceae
Exons: 4
Coding region: 1-1260 (419 amino acids)
Source: RefSeq, a predicted model, not a curated record